Betta splendens (Siamese fighting fish) is the source of this 4668-nucleotide messenger RNA. RefSeq names its product clustered mitochondria protein homolog. Gene Ontology annotation, molecular function: mRNA binding; protein binding. The record is from RefSeq and is a predicted model, not a curated record. Gene Ontology annotation, biological process: intracellular distribution of mitochondria. Gene Ontology annotation, cellular component: cytoplasm. The transcript is spliced from 28 exons. NCBI's taxonomy places the organism in Eukaryota, Metazoa, Chordata, Actinopteri, Anabantiformes, Osphronemidae. The coding region runs from base 270 to 4448 and encodes 1392 amino acids.
GUGAGAGACACUGGGAGUCAUGAGCCCGUGUGGAGCAAUAAGAGGGUGUGGCUUUUGUACACAGGGAGAACAGAUAAGCUGAGGUUGCCUCGUACAGAGACCCGGGAGUCACAGUCCUGAACAGGCGCUGCCUCGCGAGCACUCCUGCUGCAUAUUUCCACUCAGUCCCACAGCCGCUUGGAGCCAGAGUGUGAAGGGGAAGCGACCCAGAGCCUCAGAGAAGUGAAAAACUAAGCGGGGCAGGUUCAGAAAAGCGUCAACACUCAGCCAUGAAGGACAAAGUGAGAAGAGGAGGAGGACGAAAUCAGGCCAAGGCUGAUGUGAUCGGCAACGGUGGAGGUACGGACGCCGCUGUUAUUAAGCAAGAUGAAGAGUCAUCGUUUCCCGUAAAGAUCCAGGGGGCAGGAGUGGAGCCCUUUGAGCUGCAGGUCCAUGGCUUGUGGCUCGUUCAGGAUGUUGUGAUGGCACUGCUCGCGCGGGACGAGGUGUGCCCGCGCUCCAACCUGUCGCUGACUCUAGCCAGUACAACGCUGGAGCCCAUAGCAGAACUCCAAAGUGUGAAGGGCUUCAAGCCAGGAGCCGUCCUUCGCCUGGUGGAAGAACCCUACACGGUCCACUCAGCCAGGCUCCAUCUGGCCCGCGUCGUGGAGCUGCUGAGGGCACCCAGACCUCAGGACGCGCUCCGAGAAGGACGCUCGCCCAGCAUCCUGGAGACGCUCACGCACACACAGACGCCAGAUUCUAGUUCAUCAAAUGCAAAGAACCUCAAGCGCUCGUUAAGCAACACCAAGACAGAAUCAACCCACCAGGAUGGAGCACCCCCCGACUACCUGCUUCCUGGUUCUUCAGACAGACCCAUUAUGGCCCUGCUACCACACAGCUCCCAACCAGAGGCACCCAGUCACCUCAGGGACCUGUCUCUCAGCUGCUGGAACCCGCCUCCAGGACACAGGAAGCUGCAGGGUGACUUCAUGUACAUCACGGCCAUGACAAUGGAAGGAAGACGUUAUGACAUCACAGCUUGCCCUAAAGGUUUUUUUCUUAACAGGUCUACAGAGGAUGUGUUUGAUCCUCGUCCUGCACAGUCUUCUGCGGUUUAUCACUGUUUCACUGACUUGCUCUGUCACAUCAGCCCUGCAUUCAAACAAACCUUUACCGCUCUUAAAAACAGACCUCCAUUGCCACCAGUGGAGGCGAUGCCGACCCCUUAUCACACGCUGAGCUGGCUCGGACCUCACUGCGCAUCUCGCACUCACAAGAACGUCUUCAGCAGACUGGGAGUAGAUGAGCAGGCAGCGGCACAGGUUCCCGACUGGAAUGAGGAGCUGCAAGCAGCCAGAAAUCUCUCACAAAGAACUCUGGAGGAGAGACUGCUGAGAGAGAAAACUCUGCUCCAGGUAAACAGUGCGUUUGUGAGGGCGGUCAUGCAAGGAGCAGAGACCGUCCUGGAUGGCUUUGCUGAGCCAGUAAACGGAAACCCAGAGGAUCCUGCUUUCCUGUGGGGCGGCCUCUUCAUGAGCCAGGGUGCAGCGAGCGCAGUGUUUGGUGGGGAGAGGGGUCGACGGGCUGCUCAAAGACUGGAGCUUAAAGGGGUACAGGCCUACAGUGACCUAGAGGGGAUGGAGGGGCUGCACACUCUACCUACAGCCAUAGUAGACUACAGAGGAGUGCGGAUGUCUGCUCAGGGCUUGGCUCCUGGUUUGGAGGGCUCAGAUCCAGACCAGGCUGCAGCUCCUGCCUCUAGGGGUUUGCUGUACGGGGUGAAUGCAGGGCCACAGGAGUCCCCACAACGCAGGCAGCUACUUGCACUUUUGGCCCGUGCUGCCAAAUCCCUUGGCCUCCAGAGAAAUAUAGUAUUGGCUCCCAACGGUCACCAGGUUCCACUGUUCACCUCGGUGGACGCCCAAGGACUGCUGGGGGCAGAUGGGAGGCUUUAUGUUCUAGAUGUGUUUAGGACUUUCCCAGCUGAUGCCAACUUCUGUCCAGAGGUGGAGACAGAAAGUCAGGCGGUGAUCAGUGAAGAGAACAUUAACAAAACCUGUGAAGAGGAGAAGAAGGGUGGUGUAAAGGAAGGUUGGCCGGAGAAUUAUCACGCAGACUCUGGGCUUCCAAAAAGCUCUCCUCACGGACUCUGUAGACUGAGGCCAGAGUUGUUAAAGGCCUUCAUUCAGCACAAACACUGCCAGUUCACUCAGCGUGUCAGGGAGACACUGGAGGAGAACGGAGGCUUUGAGGAAUGUGCAAUCGCUUGUGACUCAAGAGCCACUGAUGCAGUGAGAGCUGCUUGUAAAGACGUGGGAUCGAUUAGUGACAACAUCUUUGAGAUGCGCUUCAACCCAAAUGUCUUUUCAGAAGGAGUAUCAUUCCCUCCCAGUGAAAGUUCGCCAACAAAGCUACAGCAACGACUACUGAGGGAGGCUGCAGCGUUCAUCAUCACAGACCAGAUACCAGCCUUUGUUGAAUAUUGCCUGCACAACAAUGAAGCACCAAUGGAUGGAGCUUCUCUGAAACAGUCACUGCACCAGAGAGGCAUCAACCUGCGAUAUCUGGGCUACGUUUUAAAGACUAUCAACCAAUCAGAACACAGGGAGCGUCUGAGACACAUAACAAGAUCAGUCAUUAGCGAAAUAUUUAUCCGCUCAACAAGAAGAGUGUUCAACGGUUUCCUCCAGGGUGUGGAUGUGCCGUGUCUUUCUGCAGCCGUCAGUCACUUCCUCUGCUGCCUGCUGGUUCCCCACUUCACACCCAGUCCAGUGGGGGAGGAGUCCAAGAAGAAGUCAAGGCGGCGUGGACGGGGGGCCAGCGCCUCUGAAAGCACGCCCUGGAGCACGCUCACGGGGAGUGAGCUGUGGAACCUGGUCUGUCAGGAUGCUGCUGAAACAUACAACAUCUCUGACAGCCUGGGCUCUGGGCCCAGCCACCUGGUGGAGUGCUAUGGUGUUCAGAAGCUGUCACUGCUCAGAGAGUUCUGUUUGAAGACUGGAGUACAGCUGAGACUGAGGGACUACUUGUUUGACAACCAAAACAAAGCUCCUAUUGGUCCAGAUGACAUCGUCAACAUGUUCCCUGUUGUGAAGUACGUCAAGAUGCCAACUGCAGAUGCUUCAAAAGUUUACGCUGCUGCACAGGGCUUGAUUCACAAAGGUCUGCUGGAUCAGGCCCAUGAAAAGCUGAAGGAAGCAGCCUACCUUUUUGGCAGAGUGUGUGAUGACCUGCACCCUGAGGCCUGUUACUGCCACAGCCUGUUGGCCAGGGUGGCCUUUCUGCAGGGGAAGGCACCUGAGGCUCGCAGUGUGCAACUAAAGACAGUCACGAUUAGCGAGCGGGUUCUUGGGUUUGACCAUCCAAAUACAAUCCAGCAAUACGUCUUCUUGGGUGUGUAUAUGUAUGCUGGAGGGGAGGUUGCCCUGGCUCAGAAGUGUCUUCUUAGAGCUCGUCUGCUAAUGCUAACGAUCCACGGAGAAGACCACCCCUAUACUGCAACACUGGAUAGUUGUCUUGGGUUGCUGCUGACAGGAGAUCAGGCUGGACAGUUCCUACAGAACGCCCUCAGACUUGACACCUCCUUCUUUGGUCCCACAGCCCUGCACACUGCUCUUAAUCACCACCUCUUGGCCCAGUGGAUGUGCAGUAAGGGCGACUAUCGGAGUGCUAUGACCCACGAGAAAGAAGCCUUGGCUGCUUUUACCUCCUUGUUCGGUGAGGAUCAUGCACAGACACGCUGCAGCAAAGAUUUCCUGAGCACCAUUACUAAACAAGCAGUGCAGGUGGAGCGCCUUCUCCGACAGUCGGGACCUGACGGCACAGAGCAAACUGUCGAGUGUCUGACUCCCACAACUGAAACCAUUUUGGAGCAAAUGGUUCUAGUGACAGGAAUCAGGAGGCUUGCACAUAGUGACAAAUUCCAGGAGUAUAAGCAGAAGCACCUGGAACGAAAAGCAGCAGCACAAAGGGAACUGGGGCUUAAACUAAACAGUGACCUUACUGUCUCUGAUACUGUGAACGGAGGAGAGAAAAGCUCUGCUAAAGAAACAGGAGGUGGGACGGAGGCGGAUGGAGGAAGCCCAGCAGUGGACAGAGCUGCUGCCGUUGCAGCCAGUGAUGUGGAGCAAACCCAGCAGGAGGUGAAAGAAGAUGCGGAAGGGGAAAAAUCAGCUUCAGAUCCUGAGGUGAAGAUGGCGAAUGGAGAGACAAAGCUAACAGCUGCAGGACAGGAAACUGGGACCAGUGUUCCAAAUGGAAUAAAGAGCAGCACAGCAAAUGGCAAAACAAAAAAUAAUGAGAAAAAUGGUGAAAUAAAUGGAGCAGGGGUCAUCACUGCUAAAGCAUCAGUUCUCAGCAGUAAAGGGACCUGGGCAGAUGUUGUUUCAAAACCAUUUGUAGCCAAUGGCCCAGCAGUCAAUGGAGUGGCACAUAAUGUCAGUGCCAAUGGAACAGCUGAAGAGUGAACACAAAAAGCAGUGUUAUAGUUACGUUUUACUGCUGUGAGAUACAACUCUCCAAGGAUCCAAGGUGUAAUUUGAUGGACAUGAAGCAAAGUUAAAAGAUAAGAACGAGGUGGAAUGAGAUUGCAGUACUUUGUGUUGAAGUUGCUACUACUGAUUCUGGGAAAGGGUUGUACUGUUGCGUGUGUUUUUUUUAACAAUAAACUCUUUACUCUGUAUUAAA